Aplysia californica (California sea hare) is the source of this 1199-nucleotide messenger RNA. Its product is annotated as prefoldin subunit 4. The transcript has 4 exons. Lineage: Eukaryota; Metazoa; Mollusca; Gastropoda; Aplysiida; Aplysiidae. Bases 79 to 474 code for a protein of 131 amino acids. The record is from RefSeq and is a predicted model, not a curated record. Gene Ontology annotation, biological process: protein folding. Gene Ontology annotation, cellular component: cytoplasm; prefoldin complex.
GUCCUAGUAAGUUUUCAUUUGCUCAAGUGUUUAGAUUUAAUCCUAGAAUAAAUCUGGCACAGGGGAAUAUUCUCCAAGAUGGCGACCACCAUGAAAGACAGUGAUGCCCAGGUCACAUUUGAAGACCAGCAAAAGAUUAAUGUCUUUGCUCGAACCAAUGCUCGUCUUACAGAUUCAAAGGAAGAACUAGCAGCAAAAGAGAAAGAGCUUCAAAACCUCACGGAUGCAGAAGAUGAGUUGAUGAUGGCAGAAGGGGACGAGUGUGUACCAUAUCAAAUUGGCGAAGUGCUGGUGGAGAUGACGAUGGAGGAGGCCCAGGCAGAGCUGGAGAAGGCCAAGGAGCUGUGCCAGCAGGAAAUAGACGGCCUCAAGGCCAAGGCAGAAGGCUUCAAGGACACCUUGAGUGAGCUGAAGACUGCCCUCUACGCCAAGUUUGGCAACAACAUCAACCUAGACAUGGAGGAGGAGAGUUAAAAGUACUUAGCUGUAUUUAUAUAUAUAUAUAUUGUGUGUGUGUGCGUGUGUGUGUAUGUAUCUCUUAGGCUUUGUGAUUCAUUUUGCUUUGCAAAUUUUAUACUGUGUGUUUGGUCUUGUGUGUGUCAAUUUGAUGUGUGAAUGCAGAAUGGCAGAAUGAUAUGCAGGCUGAGGCAUUAUCUCUUUAUCAGCAGAGUGCAACUGGUUUGAAAUUAAGUCGUGGUGACUUUUAUAUGACGCCGAAUUAAAAACAAUAGCAAUAGAUAAACUUGAAACCUGUUAUGAACUUCUCAUUUACAGUUCCUGCUUUAGAGUUAUGCUAUUAUUAUUAUACAUAUAUAUGGGUUUUUCAAUGGUGUGUGUAUGUAAGUAGUGCGACAUGGGGAGGGUAUGGAAAGAGAGGGAGAGAUGGAGUUUCUUGUUUAAUCUUCGACUAGAGGGCACUACAAUUUUAAAAUCAUUAACACUAGCAAUACUUUUUAUAUGUAUGACCAAUUUCAGGUAUUCCCUUUUCCUUAUAUCUCUGUGCUGAUUUACUAUAAGUAUUAGAUUAAGAAAUAUGUCGGAGAUGUCAGGAUGGUAAUUGAGUCAAUGCAUUGGAAGGUCUAUGUGAGACUUGUCUUUGUGUUAUGUACACUGAACAUACUGCCAGAGGGGCUCGCUGAUAUUCUGCCUUGUCAUGUGCAGACAAAUGAAUAAAUUUUCACAUUUCUUUGCAAUGAUGA